AUGGGCGAGCGCAGUGCCGGUGCUCGCAAUGAGGUGUGGUGUUGUCCCAAGAAAAAGUGUGGUUUCAAAACGAAUUUCUCGUGGAAACAGUUCUGCUACAAGUGCGGUGCUGCACGCCCUCCUGCGCCUGCUUCCGUGCAGCAGCAGCGUGGGCCGCAAGGUGCCUGGGCGGACGGCCCGCCUCGCUCAGCCGCUGCUCGGCCCAAGCACAAGCUGCUCGAGCCCGCGCAGCUUGACAAGAUCGUGCGCAUGUCCAACGAUGGCUUCGAGGUGUGCAAAGGGCUUCUCUCGCCCUCCCAGCGUGCUCGCGUCGUGGCACAGCGUGCCCUUGCUGCUGGUGACCCUCGUGCUGUUCAGCGUCAUGCGCAGUCGUUGUUGGACGAUCUCAAGAAGCAGAUCGCCCACGUCUCCAAGCAGAUCGAGAAGGUCGAGUCGGUCGUGCGGAGCAGGGUCCUGGAGCUCGUCAAGCUCAAGGACAACCUCUCGUCGCUCGAAGGCCAGGAGCGAGUCGCCUCCGCCAAGGCCUCAGCGGCAUGGGCGCAGUGUGCCGCUGGUGGUGCGGGGGCUCUCGAUGCCUCUGGCGCUGCGGUGUCGGCCGACGACCCCGCGUUCGCUGCCACCGAUCACGGCUACGAGUCUGACGAGCUGGACGACCUCAGUGGCGACGGCAACGCCAUGGAGGACGCCCCGCCUGGAGAAGCACGUGCUGAACCUGCCCCAGCCAACGUUCGUGAUGUGGAGGCUGCCGCGCUGGCAAAGCUUUCCACUGAGCAAGGGUUUAAUGCUUUCCUUGCCCAGCGCAAGAUUCCGCGCAAGCACGCGGAGAACAUUCUCGGGGGUAUCAAUGUUGCAGCGCAGAAGAAGUUUCGGCUCACUCCCUUCAGUGAGGGAGACGACGACGCUGGCCAGGCCAAGGACUGGGCCCUGAUCACCGCCAAUGUUGGAGGCCAGCUUGGGCUCGACGCGUAUUUGUGUGAGUGUAUUGCAAGUGGCGUUCUCCUCGUGCAGGAGACCGGGAUCCCUGCCUCGUCGGUGGAGCCGACUGAGGCGCGCCUCCGUCAGAUCGGCUGGUCAGCCUCUCUCACGGCCGCGUUGCCCACGCUCGGCAAUCCCACUGGCGGGCUGAUCACGGCCACGCCCAAGAGGAUUGGUCUUGGCGCUGCAGGCGUGGCGUUCUUGAUCGGUGGCGAUUGGAAUAUACAUCGCACUGAUCUGCAGCAGACUGGAUGGGUUGAUGCCAUGGAUGCAGUCAUCGUCGCUCCAGCUGGCGGCACGUGCCGCCCAGCCAUGAGGUGCAUCGACUUUUUCGUCGUCUCGAGGGUCAUCGCAGGUAGGUGGGAGCCCGCGGUCGCGUUGUGUUCCGAUCCUAACGCCUCUGUGCAGUCAGUGUCCUCUGGUCUGACCUUGCGCGAGAUCCUGUGGGUGCCCACAGGCGGCAGCUCGUUUCGGCUGCCCAUCGGCUUUCAGGCUGAUCUGCUGCCGCUGCUCUCGGCGAAGGCGCUGGCAGAGCUGGCGGACGUCGAAGCCAGAGGCCGAGUGGAGAAAGUGGUGGUCCGUGGGGCAAGCGAGGCGUUCGGGCUGGUUCAGCACCGACAUCUCAUCUCGGCCGCGCAGGCCACCUGCUUUCCUAUGUGGCAAUUGUACCUCCUGGUGCAGAUCUAUCGGGCUCCUAGGCUGCUUGACGUGGCUGGCGAGGUUGGUUCGUUGUUGGAUGUGGAGCAGACCGUCGUGCCAGGCUGUGCAUUUGCCACCUGUACGCUUCAAUUGGUGCUGCUAGGUCCCCUCGACGCCGUUCAGGCGUCCUUCCCGACGGCCCAGCUGUCAGUCAAUGUUGACGACUUCGGCCUCAUGAGAUGGGGUGCGGAGUCGAGAGUUGUGCAUGACGUCGUCGGUGCGGGUAAGAAGCUCCACAGUGAGCUCAAGGCCGCUGACCUUAGGAUCGCCGUCGACAAGUCCCGAGUGCUUGGGAACUCGCCUGCGGUUAGAGCCUCGAUCGCUUCGAAGCUCCGUAGCCUUCAACCCCUGCCCGUGAGAGCUGAGAGAAACCUCGGCGUCGAUUUCUCCCCUGGGCUCGCUGGAGGGGGCAAGGCCACGUCCGCCUCCCGUGUCAAGGCCAUGAGCAAGAGGCGGCAGCGCAUGUCGAUCCUCAAAGGAUCUAAACCUCGUCACCGCGUGCUCGGGCGCAUGGCUCGAAGUGCCCUGGAGUCUUCCGUGUUGUAUGGGUCCGCCGUGGUGGGCAUUAACGGGCAGGAGUUAGAGGUUUUCAGAGGUGCAGCUGGUAGGCUUCAAGACCAUCGCAUGGGUGGCAAAUCUCGCACCCUGGCCCCGUUACUGGCUCCUGUGCCCCGUUUGGACCCCAUUUUCAGGGCCACGUGGUUGCCCGUGAAGGCCUUCCUCCAUGCUCUGUGGCACUCCUGGCUUCCUAGGGGCGCCCUGGACUGCGGCCUCCGUGAGGCCCACGAGCGGCUAUCGAUUCUUGAGCACCCGUGGUCUUCCAUUCGGGGCCCAUUCAGUGCUUUGUGGGCCACCCUCAAACGUGUCGGGAUCACGGCUACGUCGGCUACCUCCUGGACUUGGCCCGAUGGGGCUGUCAUCAAUCCCACGGACUUCUGCCCCGUCACCAUCCAGGAGCUCGUGUACCGUGCCGUCGAGUGUUGGCAGUUCGCCAAGAUAGCUGACCACCUGGACCUCCCCGAGUUUGGCAACGGUGUCAUUCUUAGCCCCCUGAAGGCCCUGCUCAGCACCAAGAGUAAGCUCACGGCCCAGCAGAGAGGCCACCUGCGCAGCACUGUGGUUGGGGGGCAGUGGCCCCAGAAGCGUCAGUGGGCCGAGGGAUAUGACACCACGCCUGCUUGCUUGAUCUGCCCUCAGGCCGAAGGCACGCUGCUGCGCAGGCACUGCUCUUGUUCGCGCCUCGACAGCCUCGAGGGCGCCCCUGCGUUUCGUGCCAAUGUAGCGCGAGCAGCGCACUCGCCGCUAGCCCUCGCCUUUGCUGAACGCUGUCUGGUUCCUUUUUCCCGCACUGGAGAGGCCGCCGCCUGGGCGACCAGUGUGCUGGAGCUUGGAGGGCCUGACAUCUUCACGGGUGACAUCUACCCUGAUGGAUCGGUAUUCGAAGCUGAGCAUCCCAGCCUCGCGAGUGCGGGCUGGGGGUGCGCGGCGCUUCAUCCCGAUUGCCUUCAGGUUGUUUCUUUUUGCUCUGGUCCCGUGCUUGACCCGUUGCAGUGUAUCAAUGCUGCCGAGCUCAUCGCAGUCAUCCAUGUGCUGCGCUUCGCAGCGCCGCCAGUACGCAUGUUUUCGGACUCUGCCUUUGUCGUGGAUGGCUUCCACGAGCGUGGUCGUGUGGCCGCCGCUGCCUGUGUCGCCGCGCGCGCUCACCUCUGGAGGGAGUUCUGGCGGUUGGCUGAUGACUGGGGGGGCGGGUUCGAGCUCUCGAAAGACAAAGGCCAUGCGGCCGUAGGUGAUAUCCAGCAUGGGCGCGCCACGGCGCGCCACAGGUUUGGCAAUAUGAUGGCAGACCGUGCUGCAAGGAGUGCUGCUGCAUUUGCGCGGGUGCCGCGUCAGGACCGUGCGCAGCUGCAGGCCCGCUUUAAGGUUGUCAAGACUUGGGGAGGCUGGAUUGGCCGACUCGGCGAGGGGUUGGAAGAUUGCGGACACCCCAAGCGACACAAUCGUGGCAAGCCGCGUCUUCCACGGCUUUUUGUUGUGCGAGAGCCCGCCCCAUCCCGCGUUGCCUCUCGCGUGCUGGCGGCGCAGAGGAAGCUAGAGGAUGGAGCGCGCAAGCAUGACCUUGUUCGGAUUGCCCUGUGCGAAGGUCCCACGGUCGUGGGCUGUGCGCGCUGUGGCAACUUCGCGGCUGUUCGCGUUGCAGCUCUCGGCCAGCCAUGCCCGCCUGUGGCCACUGAUCAUGCCAUGAAGGUGCUCAAGCGGCUCGGCAAAGGUGAGUUUCGCCUCGGUGCUAAGGUGUUUCGGGUCGCUGCGCAGGCGCCGCUAGUAGAGGCCGCCGCCGCCGACUCUUUCGACGCCUCCCAGCUGGAGGCGUGCGACGACACGCAUUGGAAGCACCCCUGCUGGAGGCAGGCGCGGCCAGCGAAGGUGCCAGCAUGGCCCACCCCUCGGAGUCGCCCCGGCGAUCUGCUGGCGGUGCUGGAGCUCAUGUGGAGCACGAACGCGAAGAAGUCGAAGGGCAUAGACAUGAUGGAACCACUGGAAGUGCAGAGACUGCUGCGCCGAGGAGUUGAGCAGCUGCACGAUGUCCUGUGCAAUGUGCAGAAGCAGGGGAUGUGGCCAGGUCAGCUCUUCCCGGUCAUAGGCGCCGAGAAGCAGGUCACGGAAACCAUGGUCGAGGUCGGGGGUCGCAUAUGCGAGCAGUUUCGGCAGGCUGCCGUUGGCAGCGUCGAGACGCUGGAGAUCGGCGAAGGGGCCGAUUGGAGCUGCAGCUGCCGCGUCGAUGGAGAUCGGAUGGGCGCCGCAUUCGCCGAUGCAAUGGGAAUCAGGCAGCUAUGGGGCAUGUCGGCGCACCACUUGGAUGGUGGUGACCUGCAGGGCGGCGCCGACAUGCACCAGGCGCGCAGGGGGCUGAAGCGUCUCAGGAUCGAUGACGCGACCGACGACUGGGCGCUGAAUGUCGGGGCCGUGACGGGCGGCCAGUGGACGCGUGAGAGGCCCAGCCAGGCGGGGCGCAACGUUCCCAGCCUUCUGCCCGCGGCGCCAGAAGUUGGCGCUUGCGUCCUGGGGGCAUUGCCCACUUGUCCCAACGGGACCUCCAACUGGGACGGCACGGGGACGCGUUUUUUGAGUGCCGGCCCCACAGACAUCAAAACGGGGCUCGCCGCCCCCGUGUGGCUGGGCUUCGGCAGCGAGGAGAGCACGGCAGCGCCGAGGCGCGGCUCUCUCGAGCCCUUUCGCCCGUGCCGCGGCAGGCGAACCAAGGCGGAGCACAAGAAUGCCUUCGGCCAGUCCGUCCCUGUCUCGGUAGGCGAGCGCGGUAGCGCCGAGGCGCGGCUUUCCAGAGCCAGCUCGCCCCAGUUUCAGCAGGCAAGCCAUGGCGGAGCACAGUGCCUUCGUCUAGUCCGCCCAGGGUUGGAGAGUAUGGCAGCGCCGAGGCACGACUCUCUCGAGCCCAUCCGCCUUUGCCGCGACAGGCUAACCAAGGUGGAGCACAAUGCCAUCGGGGCCGGCGAGCCAAGGGCAGGCGAGCGCGGCAGCGCCGAAGCACAGCCUUCUGGAGCCACUCCGCACUUGCCCCAGCAGACGCACUAUGGCAGCGCACAGGAGAUGCACCCCUGCUGCCGGAGCCGCGGUGCCAUGCAUCCCGCCGACGCCCUGUGGCUCGACCUCGACAGCGGGGGGCGGCUCCCCCUUCUUCACUUCGGAGUCCCCGUGCAGGGCAAGAGGCGCGAGAGCCACGAGGGGAAGGGCAGGCUCCACUCCGACAGUCGCGCACUGCGCACUGCGCUCCCCGGAGCGUGGCCCUGCCCAGGAGCCCUCGACGAGGCGGAAGGGCGGCGGGUCCGGGGAGGCGGCGAGAAGGACGGCCACGCAGCCCGCAAGGAUGCCUGCGAGAUCCACCUGUCCAACCUGCCCUGGGAGGCCGACGGGGACACGGUCCGCCGGGACUUCGCCAAGUUCGGACAGAUCAAGAAGUUUUUCUUCAAGCAGGACGCGGACGGGAAGUCGUUGGGCAAGGCGACCAUAUUCUACAGCAGCCCAGAGGAGCGCGACAAAGUGUUGCUGCUCGACAACAUCGAGUACAAAGGCCGCGAGAUCCGGGUUCGCCGAAGGAGCCCGCGGAGGAGGAGCGGCGUGCGGACCCGCGCCGCGACGAGAGGCAGAGACGACUGA
Prorocentrum cordatum is the source of this 5844-nucleotide messenger RNA. The record is from the annotation of a GenBank genome assembly. NCBI's taxonomy places the organism in Eukaryota, Dinophyceae, Prorocentrales, Prorocentraceae.